UUUUCUCGCAGUAAAGUUGAAAGUUGGAGGUAGAACAAAAAACUGAUCAUCCGACGUCCAUUGAAAUGCCACCGGUGAAGAAGGGGAAGACGAAGGCCAAGGCCAACCCAACCGAGUCGACUCAGUCCGAUCGGAAUCCCAAGUUCCCGUCGUGCAUCCGCGCCGUCUCUCCCUCCUCGGUGGCGAUCACCGUCCACGCCAAGCCUGGCUCCAAAAUCGCCUCCGUCACUGACUUCUCCGACAACGCCUUGGGCGUGCAGAUCGACGCGCCGCCCAAGGACGGCGAGGCCAACGCCGCUCUUAUCGACUAUCUCAGCUCCGUCUUAGGGGUGAAGAGAAGGCAGGUUUCCAUUGGCUCCGGAUCCAAAUCCAGAGACAAGGUCGUCAUCGUCGAGGACGUAACCCUAGAAAGCGUUUUCGGCUCUUUGGAUAGAAUCUCGAAGUGUAGCUGACGAAGAUGAGAUAGGUAUGAUCAGAGUUUGAAUUUUCCAGGCCAAGUCUCACUAAUUCCCUAAUCCGCAACUCCGAAGUCCGAACACAUCGGUCAAGCUUCCCUCUCGAAACUUUCUGGUAUGCUGCAGUUGUUGCCAUUGCCAAUGUAAAGGUUCAUAGAAGAUGAAAAAUACAGCAAGAACAACAAAAGAGACUAGUCAGUGUGCUCAAGCGGUGCUUAGUAAUGGUGAAUCUGAAAAGAAGCUAUGUUGCGAAAGUUUAAAGCUUUAACGUUGCCUGGAUUUUAGAUUUUCGGUGCGGGGGUGGAUGUGAAAACAAGUUGAAGAUUUAUAAGACGUAAAUAUGUCUGGUUAGUUCAUUAGUGUGUCUUAGCUAUAUGAUUGUCGCCAGAGCUGGAAAAACUCCUUUGAAUUUAGAAGUGAAGGUGUUGAUGAUGUUCGUUUUCUUUCUCGAGUAAUUCUUAUAUCUACAUUUUAUUGUGGCCAUCUUAUCCCUAUUAAAA
Molecule: messenger RNA, 955 nt
Organism: Morus notabilis
Lineage: Eukaryota; Viridiplantae; Streptophyta; Magnoliopsida; Rosales; Moraceae
Product: UPF0235 protein C15orf40 homolog
Exons: 2
Coding region: 66-452 (128 amino acids)
Source: RefSeq, a predicted model, not a curated record